GAUUAGAUUUUUUAUACAUUUAAAUAUGGUCGUUUUCUCAACAGUCAAAUUCACAACGCACAAACACAAAACAUACAAAUAAGAAACAACGCCACUUUGCAAACGUGAAAGCACAUUUAGUCACAGAUAAAGAAAAUAUGGGAAAUAAUGCAACGAAAACAUCCACGACAGUGUUGAAAAUUGACACAGAUGGAAAUGAGAUAAAUAUGAUGCAAAAUAUAUUAAUCGAUCCUCGAUCGCCAGACGUUAAUAGAACACCUUUGGUGAGUAUUUUGGGAAUGAAAUCCAUAGAGCAAACACCAACAACACGUAAAACGUCAUUGAACACAUCGAAUGAAAGGAAACUGUUAGAUCCCCGUUCACCGAGCAAAUUUAUACCACGAACACCCUUGGCAACAUCUUUGGAUGGCACUGGAAUCGAAAAUAGUAUUGGAAAAUACUCGUUGGAAUACAGCGGUUACAUUGAAGAAGCAAGUUGUCGUAAUUUCAAUGAACGUUUGGCAAACAUCACGUUUGACGACUCAUAUACUGAAGCAAAUGAUGCAUCAAAAAUUGCAGCGAUAAAAACCAAUGAAACUAUCAAUUUAUCAAUUUCACAUGCAGCCGAUGCUAUUUAUGAUAAUGAUGAUGGUGUGAAUGAGCAAUUAAGAUCAACAGAAUCAAUGAAACGUUGCCAAAAUACACCAAUGGCUUUACCAUCAGAGCCAACAAGUCGAUUCGAUGUUAACGUUUACACAGACGUUGAAAAUAUUUCGCCGGUUAUAAAUACAACUCAGCACAAUAAACUCAAUACUCUAUCUGCAUUCAGUAGUACACCAAUAUCAAUAUUAAAUAACCAACAAAAAUCGAUGUCAGCUAAGAAACUUGCAACGACAAACAAAGAUAUUUGCAUCGAUAAUGGAACACCCGGCAAGCGAAUGGUAAAAACUAAAGAGCCGCGCACACCCUUCGGCUGUUUGCAAAAUCAACAGUUGAUUCAAAAGGACCAUGAGAAUUCUACACCAAAAUCCAAAACAUCAGUCAUUUCAAAACGUACAAAAAAAACACGAAUAAUAAAUCAAAUUAUUUGUGAUUGAUUAGUUGACCAUAAUAAGUGAAUUGUUUUGUGUUUUUUUUGUAUUUGUCAUCGUUUUUAGCAAGAUUUUCAUUUUCUAGUUUUUUUAAAUUUUGAUUUCAGUGUGUGUAAUAAAAAUAUCCGUUUGCAUUUUACAUGAGUUUAUUAGUUACAAUAUACAAUUUAAUCAGGUACAAUAGC
Contarinia nasturtii (swede midge) is the source of this 1255-nucleotide messenger RNA. RefSeq lists its product as uncharacterized. NCBI's taxonomy places the organism in Eukaryota, Metazoa, Arthropoda, Insecta, Diptera, Cecidomyiidae. The transcript has 3 exons. The record is from RefSeq and is a predicted model, not a curated record. Bases 138 to 1076 code for a protein of 312 amino acids.